Molecule: messenger RNA, 1014 nt
Organism: Sander lucioperca (pikeperch)
Lineage: Eukaryota; Metazoa; Chordata; Actinopteri; Perciformes; Percidae
Gene: psma3
Product: proteasome 20S subunit alpha 3
Exons: 11
Coding region: 115-882 (255 amino acids)
Biological process (GO): ubiquitin-dependent protein catabolic process
Cellular component (GO): synapse; proteasome core complex, alpha-subunit complex; proteasome core complex
Source: RefSeq, a predicted model, not a curated record
UUUAUUGUGAAGGCUGUAGCCGGAAGCUCGGUAUGAGUUGACAGUGUGAUGAAGCGCAUGCGCAGCAAGCGGAAAAGCAGUUCCGAGGAUCCGCAGCAGUUAGUUUGAGUUAAAAUGAGCUCCAUCGGGACCGGGUAUGACCUGUCUGCCUCCACCUUCUCUCCAGAUGGCCGGGUGUUUCAGGUGGAGUACGCCAUGAAGGCCGUAGAGAACAGCAGCACGGCUAUUGCUAUCCGCUGUAAGGACGGUGUUGUGUUCGGCGUGGAGAAGCUUGUUCUGUCCAAACUCUACGAGCAGGGCUCCAACAAACGCAUCUUCAACAUCGACAGACACGUCGGCAUGGCGGUAGCAGGGCUGUUGGCUGACGCUCGCUCUCUCUCUGAAGUGGCGAGGGAAGAGGCGUCCAGCUUCAGAUCCAACUACGGACACGACAUCCCGCUCAAGCACCUGUCAGACAGAGUGGCCAUGUAUGUGCACGCCUACACCCUGUACAGCGCUGUGCGGCCGUUUGGCUGCAGUUUCAUCCUGGGAUCAUACGACAAAGAUGACGGUCCUCAACUCUACAUGGUGGACCCUUCAGGCAUCUCACACGGUUACUGGGGUUGUUCCAUCGGGAAAGCUAAACAAGCCGCCAAGACAGAGAUUGAGAAACUGCAGAUGAAGGAGAUGACGUGCAGGGAGAUCGUCAAGGAGGUCGCAAAAAUAAUCUACAUCGUCCAUGACGAGGUGAAGGACAAAGCCUUUGAGUUGGAGCUCAGCUGGGUGGGAGAAGUGACGAAUGGACGACACGAGCUGGUACCCAAAGACGUCAGGGAGGAAGCUGAGAAAUACGCCAAGGACUCUCUGGAAGAGGAGGAUGACUCCGAUGAAGACAACAUGUAGACUCCUCUCUGCUGACGGCUCUCACACAUCAGAUUAUUUUUUAUGUUUUAUAGUUGAUGAAUGUUCACGCUGGUUGUUUUUGCUUUUGGUUUGAUGAAUUUCAGCUUUGACAAUAAAAAAAAGUUGAAGAAA